This is a messenger RNA of Babesia ovata, 2388 nucleotides long. RefSeq lists its product as uncharacterized. The transcript has a single exon. Lineage: Eukaryota; Apicomplexa; Aconoidasida; Piroplasmida; Babesiidae. The record is from RefSeq and is a predicted model, not a curated record. Bases 1 to 2388 code for a protein of 795 amino acids.
AUGAGGCUUCAGGAAAACCUGGUUUGGCUAAAAGACGCGAGUAAUGCCAAGAAAGGCAUCAUAACUGAGACGGACGUUUCACUUGCAAACAAGCUUGCGGCCCUGUCGAAUCUCAAGCGGUGCCCGGAAAACGCAUCGAGUGUGGAAAUAGCGCAAUACAUGUUGCGUAACUUCAGCAUACUGAAACAAAUGUUGCCUCUCAUGAGCCAAUGCACGGCGGAGUUCAAACACACGUAUGCCAUGGGCAACGAAUUCGUGCGGUACGUUGUUGCAAUGACCGUGAAACAUCAGCACCUGCUCACGAAGGAAAUAAUAACAGAGGCUCUCGAUUUCCUCGUUGCCUUGGAAUCAUCUGAUGUUCGUGAUGUGCUCUUCACGCUUAUAAAUGCCUUGCAUCAAUUGCCUGAUACGGAGACAUUGUGCCUGCAACACUGCAACAACCUGCUGCUGCUUCUACAAAAUACAGGAGGUCGUAUUGACACCAAAGAAGUAUACGAUUUAGUAACCAGCGUGGUCUACAAGGUUAUAAUUGCAGGCAUAGACAUUGAUGCCUUGGGUGCGGCGUUGUCGGUGUUGCAUAUAAUGCGUCAACAUCACCCUGAAGACAAGCAGCUGGACGAGCUUACCACGGUAUACAUUGGUGAGGUCAAGCACAAUAUGUACGCGCUGGAACCUGCUGCGCUGCUCAACGUGCUACAGUUCAUGUACAGGUCGGCAUACGUGGACGAUGCCCUCUACACAUCCUCUAUGGAGGCGCUACUCUACAAUAUCGACCUGAUGACGUUCGAAGAAAAAAGCACGCUCUUGUUGCUGUUGCCGUUUUUGAAACACAUGUGCCUCCUCCUGACCCCAAACAUCGCAACGAACGUAUACAGCGAGGAAUGCCAAAUGCUCAACGCCGCCCUUAGAAAGGAAUUCGAAAACAAAAUCGAGUACAUGCCAUUCGAAGAAAUGAUCACAUUCUGCCUGGCCAUCUCGCUUAUGUUCAAGCAGAGUGGGGUGGUUAGGAAACUGCUGUUGCGAAACAUCCAAAGACCCAUGGUGGAGGCUGUCGAUGGGGAAACGUUCCUGAAACUGCUGGCAUGCUGCAACACGCUGCACAUCAACAGUUCAUACGUAGAUGUUUCGCGGUUACUUUCCAAGAUGGCACGGGGCAAAUUGGCCGGUGGCACGGGUCCAGAACUGCUACAAGCGUUCAAGAGCCUGGCGCAGAUAGCAGCAAAGAGGCAUAGGAAAUAUCUCAUUCCACUUGUGCAGGACGCUCUGGAAAAGAACAAAACUGAUGUGGCGGCUAUAAUUGAUUGUUUACAUCUGUACGCGACGCUCAACAUGCAACGCAUCAACGCCAAUGUAUUAGACUCUGGGUUUGCCCUCCUCUUUCCGCACAUAAAUCCGCAAAAUCAGAUCCCAACAAGUCAGAUGCAAUGCAGUAGUGUGGAAGGAGCCGCUGAUAAAGUGUCAGGGGAAGGUUUGGCGCACGUUUCAACCGGGGGAUGGGAAGGGGUUAGGGCCACGGGUGAGGCUGCAACCAGUGAUGCGUCUACGGUCCCAUUCGCAGUUUCCGCACCAAUCGGUCAUACAGACACUACGGAUACGGAUCAUAAAAUUGCAAUCAAAAGGGAGACCGACGUACUAUACAUAGCCAAGUCAAACAGCGUGGCCAAAGACAUCCCCCUCCGCGGCCUGAUCAAACUUCUGGAGUGCCUAACAAAAGUUGAACUGGAUAUGUCCUAUGUUCAGCCAAUAUCCAGUCUUCUACAGACUUCCAUAUUGCAAAAGGUGAAAUAUAGCAGCAAUGUCAGCAUGGUGGACCUCGCCGCAGUAUUGAAGCAGUUGACGGAGUCGCGUAUAGUAUGCGCAGAGUUAGCAGAUGCGAUACUCGACCGUGUAUACCACUGCCCUGAUCAAUUGGAGGACACGGACUCUGCCGCCACGAUACUGCAGUUUAUAGAAUUCACGGGCCACGGGGGCUAUGCAACAAAGCUGUCACAACCGCUGUUCGAGUUUUGCCUGAGGAAACCCACAGCGACCCUCAUGGAAGUGCUAGAAUACGAGAAAUGCAAACGUCCCCAGUUCUACGCAGCUUAUAUGGAAAUGAUGCAGCCUGCAUCUUACGACGUGCCAGACAGGCUAGGGAGCGUCGCUGAACACACCCCUAUCAUAGGUACUAACCUUGGGGCGCUGGCACGAGAUUUGAGACUGCCGAGAGCAACUGGAGGGAAAAGUCACCAGGCGUUGAAGCAGUGGAUUACUAAACACGACAGUGGAUACGAAUACGUUGAAUUCCAUGAAAUUGAUAACCUGGUUGUCGACUUCUACUACCCUGGCCUUCGUACGGCAGUGCAGGUGAUAAAAAGACAGGACUGCUACGGUAUGUUUACUAUAUAA